AUGGAGUCCUGGAUGCUUCUUUGCCUCCUUUUAAUCCUGCCUGACAAGCCACAAGGGACAGGGCCCAGGACCAUCGUGCAUCUGAAGUUGCAGGACUCUUUUCCUGGGAAUCUCUCACAAGCCCCCCAUUUCCAGGAGUUUCUGAAGGAGGUCUGUCACCUCCUGAAACUCCCAUCAGGGACCAACAUCACCCUCCAAAGCCCAGGGUCACCUCAUCAUGUCACCUGCUAA
Molecule: messenger RNA, 231 nt
Organism: Trichosurus vulpecula (common brushtail)
Lineage: Eukaryota; Metazoa; Chordata; Mammalia; Diprotodontia; Phalangeridae
Gene: SFTA2
Product: surfactant associated 2
Exons: 3
Coding region: 1-231 (76 amino acids)
Source: RefSeq, a predicted model, not a curated record